AUGCAUCUCAAUGUUCCCACAUUUUAUCUUAUCUUAACCACAACCACCAUGUCCAGUGCAACCGUCGACAUCCCACAGGCCGUCAAGGAUUCGUUGCGCAAGUUCAGAUUCGCCCGUCGAAAUGCAGGCACAGCGGCCAUCGUCAUCAAGAUCAACAAGGCGAAGCUGAUCAUGGAGGAGGUUGAGCAGUUCGACAACAUCAGUAUCGAGGAGCUAGCUGAAGAGCUGCCGGAGAACUCGCCCAGAUAUGUUGUGCUCUCACACGAACUGAAGCACAAGGAUGGGAGAACGUCUUUCCCUCUCGUGCUCAUCAACUGGGCGCCGACGACGAGCGAAACUGGCAUGCUCACAUUACAUGCCAGCGCGUUGCUCAAUUUCCAGAACACGGCCGAUGUGAGCAAAGUCAUCGAGAUUCGCGAGGGUCCAGAAGCUCUCACCAAGGAGGAGGUCGACUCGAAGCUCCUUUCCUGA
Molecule: messenger RNA, 471 nt
Organism: Cyclocybe aegerita
Lineage: Eukaryota; Fungi; Basidiomycota; Agaricomycetes; Agaricales; Hemipholiotaceae
Source: the annotation of a GenBank genome assembly